GUGUGUGUUUCCGAACAGAUCACACACUCUGCAGCUGCAGUAAAGAGCACACAGAGAUAAAAACAGUCGCACGCGCGCGCAUCCAUUAGCAGAGAAAACUCCAGACUUUCAGGUCGGUGUGUGACAGCAGCUGUAAUCAUCAUGGCGUUAAGUGGAUGUGGACAGAUCUGCAAAUGGAUCGUCAUCCUGUUCAACAUCCUCUUCAGUUUGCUGGGAUUAGGGCUGUUAGCAGGAGCAUUGUAUCUGCGCUUAAGUGCCGACAUUCCCGGGGAACUGCAGACAAACCAUUUCAUCUUCAUGCUGGGGUUGUGCAUUGCCAUUGCUGUGGUGAUUCUCAUCACUGCUGUGGUUGGAGAUUGCGGUUCUUGGAGCGAAAAUAAAUCUACGCUCAGUGUGUACUGUUCACUGCUGUUCCUGCUCGCCGCAGCGUCCGCCAUCGGAGGGGGCGUGGCCUUCGUUAAUAACAAAGAGUUCUCAAGCCACGUUGCAGAGUUUUACGCCACCAUCUACGCCCAGUACCUCAUCAAAGGAGACAUUAUCCGAGCCUUCCUCCUCAAACUGUUUCACAAUGCUUUUGACUGUUGUGGCCUGGGAGGAACCAUGCAGACCAUCAUGGGUAUCACCAACAUCUGUCCACAGCAGACCUCCAUACUGGGAAUUCCUAUCUCCACUUCUUCUAGUUGCCUGUCUCUGAUUACAAGUGGCUUGCAGGCCUCUUCAGUUCUGACCUUUUUCCUGGUGAUUGCUGGCAUUCUGAUCGUAGUUACUGUGUGUGCUGGUUUUAUUUGCCAGCAGCUGUCCCGCCCUGUCCCCACUUCUCCCCCCUACAUCCCUCUCUCCACCAGUACCUGUUCUCCCUCCUCCUUUACCAUCUGCUCCACUGUCCCUUCUUUCUCUCCUCCAUCCUACACCUCUGUGGCUGAAUAAGUCUGAUCUGUCUCAAAGCAGACAAGUCUUUCCUGAUGAUGUUUAGAGCGGGAUGAGUAGAAUUCUCUCCGUCUUCUUUUUUUAUUCACUAAACUUUGAUCUUCUGGGUUUUUUUCUGGUUUUCACCUCUCUCUCUCUCUCUCUCUCUCUCUCUCUCUCUCUCUCUCUCUUUCUUCCCAUUUUUCUGCUAGUUCCUGGUGUUGGUCUGCAGUGUUAUGUUGGCCUACAGCAUAAAGAACAGCGUUCUCUAUUCACCACCAUUGUACUACUGAUCCACAAAAGCUAAAUGGCUUAACACACCAUCCUCUGUCCUCCACCUAAUACUUUGAUUUUAUCCAGUUGGUGUUGGUGUUUCCUUCAAACAUCCACACAAUCUGCUGCUAAUACUUCCUCCUUUCACCUCUGUCUUCUCCUGGCUUUUGCCAUUCCUACAUCUGAUUUUCUCCUGUCUUUAUCUUCCCUACUCAGUCUUUUCAUAUCCGUCUUUUAUCAGUAAUAUCCUUCAAUCUCUUCUCAAAUCCUCCUCUCCUCCACCCAGUCUUCUCAAAUCCUCCUCUCCUCCACCCAGUCUUCUCAAAUCCUCCUCUUCUUUACCUAAUCUUCUGAAAACCUUCUCUCCUCCAUGCAGUCUUCUGCCACUGCUGUAUUUUCCCCUCUCUUCUUCACUUCCUCUUUUCUGUUCCAUCUAUUCCUCCUCUUUCCUACAGAUGUGUCUACUCCAGUGGAAGAGACAUCACACAGAGAUGUGGCCCCCAACCCCCCACACACACACACACACACACACUCACACUUAGUGAUUUGUAUUUUUUUUGUAGGUAAAUUAUAUAAAGUAAUCCAAUAAUUUUCAAUUGUUUCUUUUUAUUUGUUUAUUGAAAGCACUUUUCUGCAGUAGUUUUAUUUACUCUAUGACUUUGUACAAGAUUAUUUACUUGUAUUUUAGUUCACUUGUGUGUCAAUGUUACAUUUUCUAUUUGUUCAUUCGUUUUUUUUAAAUGAAUAAACCUCGGUGUGACUGUU
This is a messenger RNA of Silurus meridionalis, 1944 nucleotides long. RefSeq lists its product as uncharacterized. Bases 142 to 927 code for a protein of 261 amino acids. The transcript has 9 exons. Gene Ontology annotation, cellular component: membrane. Lineage: Eukaryota; Metazoa; Chordata; Actinopteri; Siluriformes; Siluridae. The record is from RefSeq and is a predicted model, not a curated record.